AUGCCCGCCCUCAAAGCCGGUGACUCGUUCCCUAGCGACGUCGUCUUCCAAUACAUUCCAUGGACCGAGGAGAGCGGUGAAAUCACCUCCUGCGGCAUCCCCAUCCCCUACAAUGCCUCCAAGGAGUGGGCCAACAAGAAGGUGGUCCUAUUCGCAGUUCCCGGUGCCUUCACCCCGACCUGCUCCGUCAGCCACGUUCCCGGCUAUAUCAAGAAUCUGCCCAACCUCCGUGAGAAGGGUGUGGAUGUUGUCGCUGUAGUUGCGUUCAAUGAUCCCUUUGUCAUGAGUGCCUGGGGUAAGGCCAACCAGGUCCGUGGUGAUGAUAUCCUUUUCCUCACUGAUCCCGAUGCCAAGUUCUCUAAGAGCAUUGGCUGGGCUGAUGAGGCGUCUGGCCGUACUAGUCGUUAUGCCAUUGUUAUCGACCAUGGCAAGGUAACUUAUGCUGGGCUUGAGACUGAGCGCGGUUCUCUUAAGAAAUCUGGCGCCGAUGCGGUCCUUGCUUCCCUGUAG
Penicillium bovifimosum is the source of this 510-nucleotide messenger RNA. RefSeq names its product peroxiredoxin family protein. Lineage: Eukaryota; Fungi; Ascomycota; Eurotiomycetes; Eurotiales; Aspergillaceae. Gene Ontology annotation, molecular function: thioredoxin peroxidase activity. The transcript has 5 exons. Gene Ontology annotation, biological process: cell redox homeostasis; hydrogen peroxide catabolic process; cellular response to oxidative stress. The record is from RefSeq and is a predicted model, not a curated record. The coding region runs from base 1 to 510 and encodes 169 amino acids. Gene Ontology annotation, cellular component: cytoplasm; mitochondrion; peroxisome.